CUUGCUCGAUCCAUCAUCCACAUUUUAUGACGCGCAUCCACCAUGAGCCUCAAUUAACUCAGUCGCUAACAAUUUCUCUAACCUCUGACUACUAGCGAUAUGAGCAACACCAGCCUCAUCUCUUGGGCCGUCCCCAGACUGAGCCAAAUUCUCCCGCUGGACGAGGAGUCGCUCACGCAGAUCAUCACCUACGCCGCCAGCCUCUCCAAAGAAGAAGGCGCCGAACACCUCAAAAACCUUCUGGGCGACUCUCCCGCCGCGUUCGAAUUCAUUUCUGCAUUCAGCUCGCGACGAGAACCACCCCCACGAUCUAACGCGCCGUCACCCGCACCGAGCGGCCAGUCCACAUCUAGGAACAAUUAUUCGGGAACGCAGUCGAAGAGGGGCAAGAAGUCGAAGCCACCACUACACAGCGCCGGACCUGUUCGCCGACCAGACAAUUUUGGAAAUGUGACGGGUGGAUACAGGAAGGAGGACCAGGAUGAGGACUACAUGCCCGUCUCUAGCCGGAGCAGACAAGAAGGAAGCGCGAGAGAAGGCACACUGGACACCGGUCUAUCACCAUCACCGUUAAUCUCUUCCCGCGAGGCACCCGCUACCUCUUCGCGAAACCAUUCACCGGCCCCGAGACCAACACCGGCUAAAAACCCGCCUUCUGCCGCUGGGCCUGUGAUCUCGGAUCUACUACCGAAUGUCAAGUCGAAGGCGGCCAAGUCUGCCUCUCGAGCUGGUGGGAGCAGUACGGGGACCGGCUCAUCGUCCAAGGGAUCGCUGACUACGAAUAAUAUUACUGAUUUGACGGCUGCCAUUGCCGCUUUGGAGGUAUCUACGAAUCCGACGCUGAGUGGUGGCGCACGCAAAUGCACAUGCAACGCUAGUAUCCAUCCUCUUUUUGAUCCCGCGCCGAAUUGCCUCAACUGCGGGAAGAUCAUUUGCUCGCUGGAAGGGCUACAGCCGUGUUCGUUUUGCAAAACACCUCUCCUGUCGAAUGACGAGAUCCAGAGCAUGAUACGGGAGCUGCGGGCGGAGCGUGGUCAGGAGAAGAUGCGCGCGCACAAUGAGAGUGUACAUCGGGAGGGUGGCCCUGGAAUGGGCUCAGGAGCUCCCAGUAAACUUGACGCUGCCAAGGCGCAUCGGGACAAGUUGCUUGCGUUCCAGGCGCAGAACGCCAAGCGGACACGUGUGGUGGACGAGGCGGCAGAUUUUGAGACCCCGAACGUAGCAUCUACGCUGUGGAUGACACCUGCGCAGCGAGCACUGGCCCUUAAGAAACAGCAGCGGAUUAUGCGGGAAAUGGAGGAAAAGGCACGGCCGGAAUGGGAGAAAAAGAAGACUAUAAUGAGUCUGGAUAUCAAGGGAGGAAAGGUGAGGAGGGUCUACCAAUCGGCUGGGCCUGCGGAAACGGGCCCUUCCGCGGAGGAGGAAGCCGAAGCAAGGGCAGAGGAGGAGCUCGGAGAUGGGGAGAACAGGGAAAGCAGCGGUAAGGCAUUCAGCCACAAUCCUCUUCUUGCAGCUGGAGGGCUGUUGCGACCGGUCUGGAAGUCGGCGGACGGAGAGCAAGCGGACGCGGCACGCAAAGAGCGGAAACAGACGUGGCGGCGAGUGCAGGACGAUAAUGAUGAUAACGAGCAGUGGAUUCUCGAUGGCGGUCUCCACGGUUACACAUGAGAGGCUUUUGACAUAAUAGCUUAUCCGAACUGGCUGGUUACAUUGUCUGCAAGCCGGACAACAGUAGCCGAUGCUCUAAUGCAAAUACAGUGGGUAGCAACAGCCCGAGACUCUCCCAGCUAUGUCCGAUAAGGCCCGCGAUAUAAGCACACAAUGAUUGGGCCACGAGCUCCAGGAAAUACUACCGCUCUGACAUGGAUCGAUAAGCAAUGCUCCGUCAGAAGACAAGACACAUAGCAGGAGUGGUUAUAUAUCCUCCGACGGUGUACACGACGCGGAAUGACAGCAGCAAUAUUAGCAUGAGCAUUACCAAUCGAGAUCCUAAUGAAGGGUUCCAACAGAUCAGCGGUUAAAGCUACUAACUCUCAUAUACAGUGUAGAGAUAUGAAGCACCCGGGGUAACCGGGCCAGGAGGUCCGACAACCGGACUUCUCUAUGUAGAUACACAUACCAGCCGGUGCUGGCCACGAUGACGCAUCCUCG
Molecule: messenger RNA, 2151 nt
Organism: Aspergillus vadensis CBS 113365
Lineage: Eukaryota; Fungi; Ascomycota; Eurotiomycetes; Eurotiales; Aspergillaceae
Product: zf-C2HC5-domain-containing protein
Exons: 1
Coding region: 100-1668 (522 amino acids)
Biological process (GO): regulation of DNA-templated transcription
Cellular component (GO): nucleus
Molecular function (GO): zinc ion binding
Source: RefSeq, a predicted model, not a curated record